Molecule: messenger RNA, 3930 nt
Organism: Stylonychia lemnae
Lineage: Eukaryota; Ciliophora; Spirotrichea; Sporadotrichida; Oxytrichidae
Source: the annotation of a GenBank genome assembly
AUGGGUGUAGCAUCCAGCUUUAGUGAUAGUAGAAACUAAAAUGAAGUCAAGCAGACUUUGUCAAAUGCUGGGUCCUCCAAAGAGAUAUUCGGAGUGAGAAGAAACUCAAAGAUCCCUACAAUACAAAAGGGUGUUGAGCCAAAGUCUCGCUAAUCCUACAUCAAUGUGUCAAAUCAAUAUUAAUUUCAUGAAGGUAGCUAUGAAACUUAUAAAACUUCUUUUUAAAUCGACCAUAUCAACAAGUUAAAUCAAAAGACUAUUGACGCCAACCAUGAGCAUGAAAAUGAUUCUCCUGGUACCAACAACAAAUCUUUGUCUCAGAACACCAAGCAUAACUUCUUAAACAAUCAAAGCAUAAGAAACUCUAAUGGUCCUCAGCAAUAAAAUCACAAAAUAGCUCAUGACAUUCAUAAUUAUAAGACUUACAAUCAUUAUAGACAUUAUGAUGUUCUUUUCGAUAUGGUGAAGCCAGUAAUAGUCGUAAAUUCAGCUGCAAAGCCUAAUGAGCCUCCUUAAAAGUAGCAAAUAUUUGAUUAUGAGAUGCAAAUCUAUUAGAAAAUGCUAGACUACAAAAGACAGCACUAUUUAGUAGGCACGAACACUAAUUUACAGUAGAAUAUUCAAGAUAGGAUGAGAGAUAGCUAAAUAAAGGUGCAAAAUAAUAAUGAGUUUAUGAAAAAGCCUGAAGAUAUUAUCAAAUUAAUAGGGGUAAACAGUUAAGAUGAUUAAUCUUCUUUUGUGAAGAUACCAGAACUUGUAAAGGUAGAGGGCCAGAGGAUACAGCCUAACUAGAAUAUUAAUGUUUAAGAUAAGUCUUACUUUUCAUAAAAUAUCAGCCCUAAGAAUCUCCCUCAAAUAAACAUCACUUAGAAUCUUUAACAGUUUGAAAGGGAGUUGAUUUAAUCCGAAAGACAAUAGCUAAAAUCAGACCCUAAAAAUUAAUCUCAAAAAACUAUUAAGAUUAAGAAUGAUCAAAAUGAAGAUUAGAAUGAGAAUGAGGUCAUUUAUAUGGAAUAUGACGUCAACAGCUAAGAUAGACUAAAGGAACAUAACAUCUACAGGGCUGGCCAAACAUAUUUUGGAGUGGGAAAACACAAAUCAUUCACAAAAGACCUAUAUAAUUUAGAGCCUAACUCCCCUAUAAAUCAAGUAGCAUCAAAUACCUAAAAGAAAUUUGAACUCAGCCCCUAGGAACUAGCUAAAUACAAGUUUAGUAUUCCAGGUCCAUAAAACCAUUUGCUUGCAGAAUUUGAAAAUGAUGGCUCAUAUUAAGUUGCAUCAAAGCGGUCUAUGUAAAUAAGAUAGUAGUCUUUUGGCAUGACAUAAAACUUUGCUGACUUUAAUUUGGCCAAAUAAAAUCUAAAUAUUUUAGGCGAUUAAGGAAUGUCGACAGACAAGAUUCUCCAGGCCUAAUCCUCUAAUUAAAAAAAUUACCACAUGCCUCGAUAAGGAGGUCAUCUUGUUAAGAGAUCAUUACAUAGCAAAGCAUUCGCAGGUAUUCUUGGACCAGGUGGGGCUGGAGGGGCGAACUUUAUGAAUCAAAUAAAAAAGGGGCAACUUCAGCAUCUAUAUCAAAGUAGAGAUCUAAUGGGAUUUCUAGAAAUCCAGAAAAUGACAAUGCCAACUAAAGAUUAGGCAUAGUUCACUAAUGCGAAUUAAAUGCACUAAGUGCAUCAACUUUAGCAGUAAUAUCUGAACGAACAAAACUAGAUCAAUGGCCUACUGGCCUCAAUUCAAAAUACUUAAUAGAAAUACAAAUAAUUCUAAAAUGGCUCGCCCUAGUAAAUCUAACAACAGCAGAUCAAUUUCAUCGGACCUUAGACAUACUAACUAAAAAAGCAUCAAUAUCAGAUUCACCAGAGAUCGAUGCAAAUGUCUUCAAUGGAGGAGCAAGCUGCAGCAGCUAAUCCAACAUAUCUUCCAAUGAAUCCAAAUUUCCUGAAAUUCGUGGUGCUUGCAGGAAAUAACAGCAAACUCAUAAAGGACGCAAUGUUAAGGCGGUCUCAUAAGUGGAUUGAAGCAGUAGCAAGUGAUCCGUACUUCCAUUUUAAAUGGUAACCAGUAUCAUACGGAAUAAAAUUUGAACAGGUGAGCACCUAAAUCUCUGCCAAUAUGCACCCCUGCUCUAAGCAGCUAGUAAAUCACUUCGAAUUCCACAGCCAUCUAACUGAGAAGUCAAAGUUGUUUAAGAAUCUGACUUAAUAUUCUAUAAAACUGAAAGAGAAUGUGUUUGACUAUAUUCCACUGACAUAUUUUGUUGAGAUUGACAUUGGUAACCCAAAGUAUUAUGCCAAGGCAAUUAUGCCCUUUAUGAAUUCUUUCUAUGCCCUUGAGGAUAUAAAAAAGAAGACCAUCAAAUAUUACUUAAAGAUUGAAGAGAUGAGAGGAGAUGACUAGAAUUAAACAACAUAAGAUGCAGGCUCAGAAGAUCCCUAUGAUGAGUAAUUCAUAUUUAAGCACUUCUACAAUAACAAAAGAUUGCUAAUCAAGCAGCAUUUAAAAGAAGAGAAGGAAUCUAAAGAAAAGACAUUGAAAAAGUAUUUCUUCAGAUACACCAUGCCGUUUUGUCACUUUAGUGGCCACAAUCUUUGGCUACUUAAGCCUACAAAACUAAACAGAGGAAGAGGUAUUCAUGUUUACAACAACUUGGGCAUGCUUAAGAGUUUAAUACACAAAUAUUGCGAAGGCUUUUAGAAAAGCUCUAACGCCCCAUAGAAGAAUCCUUAAUAAAAAGCUAUCGAGCCAGCAAGCAAUGAGGGAUUGAGUCCUGGUACCAAAGCAGAAAGCACUCUCAUAAUGUCAAGAAUGAGAUCUUCAGAGCCUGAAGAUGUGGAUAGAUUAAAAGAUCAACUAUAACUAGAUGAGUCUUAAGAAAUGGAUUAAGAGGAGGAUGAAAUUGAAGAGCAGGAUUCCCCUCAAAGUCCACAAACCAAGAAGCAUGAUCUUGAGCCUAAUCCAAAUGUUACAAACAUGGAAAGCUAUUUCUAACUUAAGAAGACAUCAUCUAAUAAAACUGCAAAUCAGUUUAAGCUGAAGCAUAAUUCCUUCAUCCUCUAAAAAUACAUUGAGAGACCUCUGCUUAUUCACUAAAGAAAGUUUGACAUAAGAGUCUGGGUGUUUAUCAAUUACGACUUCUCCUGCUACAUAUUUAAAGAGGGAUACCUUAGAACAUCAAGCAGUGAAUUUAGCAUUGACCCCAAUAACCCAGAUGAUUAAUAUGUUCACCUUACCAAUAAUGCAAUUCAAAAAUACUCUGAGAACUAUGGUAACUUUGAGGAUGGCAACUAGAUGUCAUAUGAUUAGUUUCAAGAGUAUCUUGACAUGAGUAACUAUAAACUUGAUGUAAAGAAUGAUUUGGUACAUAGGAUGAAGCAACUCAUUGUAAGAUCGAUAUUCGCUACAAAAAGUAUUCUUGACCCUCAAAAGAGAAAAUCUUGCUUUGAGCUAUUUGGCUAUGAUUUUAUCAUUGAUGAAGAUCUGAAUUUGUGGCUCAUAGAAGUUAAUACAAAUCCUUGUAUCGAGGAAUCUUCAUCUAUACUUAAAAUCUAUCUCCCUAGAAUGAUUGAUGAUAUGCUUAAACUCUCUGUUGAUCAGUUUUAUUAAGACUUUAAUCCUAAAUAGAAUCUCAUUAACAGUGGCAAUCAAAAUGAAAUUGGCACUAUUGACGAAAGUCUAGAAGAGUAAAAGUAUUUCUUUCCAGUGCCCGGGUAUGAGGACGAGGAGAAUAUGUGGGAAUUAAUGUGUAACAUAAAAGAUAAAAAGAGCAGACAAGAAGCUAAAGCAUAAUUUUUCCAGCCAAUAUAAAUAAACUCCAAAUACGCAUUCUAGAUCAGGGAUCGCCAGUUUAAGGUUAAAAAAUACACUCAGCAAGAAGUAAACAAAAACAACAGUGAGGACUAGAAAUUAAGCGAAUUAGAUAACUCCUAAUGA